AUGAACCAGACCAACCAAAUAUGGGUGACAGAAUUUCUCCUCCUGGGACUUUCUGAUGACCCUCAGACUCAGCUGUUGCUCUUUGUAAUAUUCAUGGGAGUCUACUUGGUUACCAUGCUUGGAAAUUUGCUCCUCAUCUCCCUGGUUCUGAUUGAUUCACAACUCCAUACACCCAUGUACUUUUUUCUGUGCAACUUAUCUUUUGCUGACUUAUUCUUUUCCACCAAUAUUGUCCCACAAGCCUUAGUCCAUUUGCUGUCCAAGAGGAAGGUCAUUUCCUUUAUAGGAUGUGCAGCUCAGCUUCUUCUUUUUCUCAUAUUUGGAUGUACACAGUGUGCACUGUUAUCUGUGAUGUCCUAUGACCGGUACUUGGCAAUAUGUGACCCUAUGCACUACCCCCUCAUCAUGACAUGGAAAGUGUGUAGUCAAUUUUCCUUGGGGUGCUGGGUCAGUGGUAUACUGGUGUCCUUAGUGGAUACUACAUUCACAUUACAACUCCCCUAUCAAGGAGACAAUAAGAUUGCUCAUUUCUUUUGUGAAGCCCCAGCCCUUCUGGUUGUAGCAUCUGCAGACAUUCACAAAGCAGAGACAGCCAUUUUCUUCAUGGGAGUGAUGAUUCUUCUUGCACCUGUUUCCCUGAUUCUGGUCUCCUAUGGAGCUAUAAUAGUGACUGUGGUGAAGAUGAAGACAACCUCAGGGAGACUCAAAGCAUUUUCUACCUGUGGCACCCAUCUUCUUGUGGUCAUCCUCUUUUAUGGGUCAGCAAUUAUCACUUACAUGACACCCAAAUCUUCAAAGAAGCAGGGAAAACUGGUUUCUGUGUUCUAUGCUGUGAUAAACCCUAUGCUUAACCCUCUCAUCUAUAGCCUGAGGAAUAAAGAUGUGAAGAGGGCAUUCAGGAAUGUAAUCAAUCGAGGGAAACUCUUCAGAUUUAUCCUCUCACUAUAA
Monodelphis domestica (gray short-tailed opossum) is the source of this 948-nucleotide messenger RNA. RefSeq names its product olfactory receptor 2D2. The record is from RefSeq and is a predicted model, not a curated record. Gene Ontology annotation, biological process: G protein-coupled receptor signaling pathway. Gene Ontology annotation, cellular component: membrane. NCBI's taxonomy places the organism in Eukaryota, Metazoa, Chordata, Mammalia, Didelphimorphia, Didelphidae. Gene Ontology annotation, molecular function: G protein-coupled receptor activity; olfactory receptor activity.